AUGACUACUACUAUGCAGGAAAAGCGCGGCCAAGUGUGCGAUAAUUGCCGCUUCCGAAAGGUCAAGUGUGAUCGUGGUUUACCUUGCAAGAAUUGCCACCUCGGUGAUCUCCGUUGUCAAUACCGUCACAGCAUUCGGAGGAAAGGACCAAAGCAGGGCCAAGGAAGACGACAGGCGCAGCUUCGACAGGGCCUUGAAACUCUUGAUGCAUACCAAUUCAGGAUCGUCACGCCGGGGGAUCAAUCGAAUGCAGCACAGCAAAACAAAAGUGAGCCACCAUCACAAACACAGGCCCAAGCACAGGUACCAUCACCACCGCAGCACGACUUUCAACCUCUUCCACCUCCACAAGACGCGAAUUUGGGCGACACGACUCUGUACAUUGGACCAGAGAUACCAACCUUAACCAAUGACUCUAUUUUCGAAACCGAAGACCUCUGCAACCGCAUGUCGCUAUCCCUCGUCGCUCACAUACAGCUCUUUCAGAGAUUUCUCUAUCCGAUCAUGCCCGUGGUCGACGACGACAUUCUCGCCGAUGCUGCCAAAAUAGACCAACUUCCGCCUUCACGGUAUGCCCUCAUACUUGCUAUAUGUGCCGCGACAAGAAUGCAACUACGACUGGAUAAACGUGUUGACGGGUCCGACAACGACCUCAACACGGAAAUCCCACCUGAACCACGGCUAGACGGAGACAUUUUGGUGAGCCUUGCCGAGAAUUCUCUACGACAGUACAGUGUCAUUGAUGAUACGACUCUCGACUCUGUUCUGGUUUCAUUCUUCCUUUUUGCGAGCUACGGGAACCUCAACGACUCUCGUCAUGCGUGGUACUACCUCAAUCAGAGCAUCACUCUCGCCCAGGCGCUUGACUUGACUCGGGAAUCAGGAUACCAUGGAUUACCUGACAAGGAUAGAGAAAAGAGACGACGUGUGUUUUGGCUUUUAUUCGUAACAGAACGGACGUUCGCCUUACAGCAUCGAAGACCAGUCAUGUUACGAAGUACUGUGAACAAGCCACAAAUUGUUGACUCGAACUGUCCUGUUGUCAUGCACGAUUUUAUAAACCACAUCAGCCUGUUUGAAUCACUCCCAUACUCAUUAUAUGAAUGGCAACCAGAAAACGACGACAGACGAUUCGAAGAUUUGAAACUUGUCCACAACAUAAACGAGAAGCUAUGUAGGGUCAAACCAGAACAAUCAAUCAUUGAAAGCCAACGGUUCGAUACCCUUAUAACGCAGCAAUGGCUUCGGGUAUCUAUGUGGCGUAUUGCAUUUGGACAGAACCCAUCUUCUGCGUCUGGAUUUGGGCUUUUACUUCCUCCUGCCCUUCCAAUGGAUGCAGGGAAGAUCAUCAUGUCAGCUUUGGGGUCCGUGGGGACCAAGUCUAAAGACUGCCAUGGUAUCGGAAUGGAACAAAAGUUAUUCGAUGUCGGAGUCAGUCUUGCUGACACGGCUCAAAUUCCCGGCUGGACAUGCAAUGCACUAGAUAACGGCCCUCGUGAUUUACUCUCUGUAGUAAUCCAUGCUCUAUCUACUGUUCGCGGAUCACAGUCACACCUGCUACCCAAUCUUCUCAAGCACUCAGAAUCAUUGUUCUCUCUCUCAGAUCCGAGCGCACAUAUCGAUUUUCAGUGGGAUAUGCUGGACGGCCAAAAUUGUAAGAUAGAUGCUAUUGUGGAGGAGAUAGCGGAAGAAAGUGACGAAUUUGUUGAGCCGUUGGAUUGGGAACCGGAGACUGGUCUUGACCUCUUGGAUUUAAGCACACCUGUUGUGACUGCCACGUGGAGUGAUGCAUCGGUAGUGUGUGAUCAGUUUGAUCCCGAGAUUGGUUUGUCGUUCAAUUGA
This is a messenger RNA of Fusarium venenatum, 1842 nucleotides long. RefSeq names its product fungal-specific transcription factor domain-containing protein. Gene Ontology annotation, molecular function: DNA-binding transcription factor activity, RNA polymerase II-specific; DNA binding; zinc ion binding. The record is from RefSeq and is a predicted model, not a curated record. Gene Ontology annotation, biological process: DNA-templated transcription; regulation of DNA-templated transcription. NCBI's taxonomy places the organism in Eukaryota, Fungi, Ascomycota, Sordariomycetes, Hypocreales, Nectriaceae.